This is a messenger RNA of Marchantia polymorpha subsp. ruderalis, 1197 nucleotides long. NCBI's taxonomy places the organism in Eukaryota, Viridiplantae, Streptophyta, Marchantiopsida, Marchantiales, Marchantiaceae. The record is from the annotation of a GenBank genome assembly.
AUGAGGAAACAAGAUCUGAAGAGAGAGCCAGACGAGCACGAAGAAGAGCUGGUCGAGCCCUCGGGUAGUGUUGUGCAUGCGUCGGGGCUAAUGUUCCUGAUCUCUGUGCUUCAUCGAGCAAGAUAUGGGUCCUCAAACCGGAAGUUGCCAAGUACAUGGAAGACUAUACGAAGAGAAUACCAAGUCAGCCUAAUGCCAGCGGCUAUCGUCUCCGAGAUUAUCCUCCUUACAUGGAUCAUGUGGGUGCAAAACAGUCGUGCAGCGAAACAUAAAAGUCCAAAGAAAUGGAUCUCUAUCGGGUGCAUAAUAGAGCAAGCACGAAAUGUUGAUCGGAUGCACGACUACCACAAGAAAGGCUGCCUGACGUUCUCCGUGCCAAUGAUUAGUAUUAACAAUACUUUCACAGCCUACCCUCGCAACAUCGAGUACACUCUCAAAACCAAUUUCUGCAACUAUCCCAAGUCGCAGGGGGAUCGAAGCUUUAGAGAACCAACUGGACAUGCGACGAUGGCACCAGCGUCGUCCAAGCUUCGUGACUUUAGCAUCCAUGCGUUCCGCACGGAGGCUUUGAAGCUCGGGCAAGUGCUGGCCAUCGCCGCCAGGAACGGACAAAAAGUUGAUCUUCAGCAACAACAGUGGACAUUUUGUCCCGCUUUAUGUCGAUCACCGAUGGGUGACCAGACCUACACCGAUGAGCGAUUGCACGAUGUUGUCAUAGCUGGAAGGAACACCACAACUAUUACGCUGUCGUGGUUUUUUUCGAACUUUGCAGUAAUCCACAAGAAGAUACUGGAGGAAGUGUCGAAUGUGCUUGCGGCGCACCUGGACCUGAGCAACUCCAUGGAUGCAGCUAGUUUCGGCGAGAGAGUCCUCGAAUUCGCCCAGCGGCUGAAAUACGAGAGUCUCAGUAAGAUGCACUAUCUGCACGCAGCCAUCACCGAAGCUCUGCGCCUCUACCCUGUAGUGCCUCUGAAGGGAGGGUUCUUUAGCUACUCUCCUUAUUCCAUGGGAAGGCUCGAAUAUCUGUGGGGCUCUGAUGUCGCGGAGCUCGUCGAAAUUGAGCCCAGAGAGUCACUAGUUUUAGGGCACUCAGACCUCAGCAGUGGCGAUUGCAAAUCAGCAUCGCCAUUUGUUUUGGUUGAAUUUAAGAGAUGCUGCCUCUCUGCCUGGUACGCUUCAGAAACGGUCAUAGAAUAG